Molecule: messenger RNA, 816 nt
Organism: Malassezia pachydermatis
Lineage: Eukaryota; Fungi; Basidiomycota; Malasseziomycetes; Malasseziales; Malasseziaceae
Product: tubulin-specific chaperone c
Exons: 2
Coding region: 1-816 (271 amino acids)
Biological process (GO): post-chaperonin tubulin folding pathway; tubulin complex assembly
Cellular component (GO): cytoplasm
Source: RefSeq, a predicted model, not a curated record
AUGGACGUCAACGCGGCGAGCGCCCAUGCGUUCUUUGAGCGUUUCCCAUCGGAAUUGCAGGUCAUCCGUCAGCAUUUGUCCGAGUCCCACACCGAGCGCGCCGCGGAGGCGCUUCGUCAAGCACGGAUCUCGCUACAAAACGCUGCACCUACAUUGCCCGCCCAUGAUGUACAAAAAUACGAGACUGAACUCAACGAUCUUCAAAAAGCGCUGCAGAGUCAUGCGUCUCAAUCGCAUACGUUCAGUUUCCAGCGGCCUUCUCGUCGGUUCUUAUCAUCCUUGUCUCGCCGUCACUCGUCGACACCUAGCGCUUCGGCCAGCGACACACCCACCCCAUCGAAAGAAACACCUGCCGCGCAUUUUGCUGAUGUAACGCACGAAAUUGUCCGCAUUCCAGCAGCAGAGCACCAGGCCGUCCACUUGCAUCGCCUGCAUCAUUGCAUCGUCCGUCUCGGCGAUGUGCAUGGCAGUGUGUUCGUGGACGAAUGUACAUAUACUGUCAUUGUCGGCGCAGCUCAGCAGUGCCGCCUAUCGCGCUCGUCCAACGUGACUGUGUGUGUCGAUGCGCCCACCCCGAUUACGCUGGAAGAGUGCCGUGGUCUGUGGAUUGGCAACCGGUCCGAUUUGGAGCCGUCGCAGGCUACGGCUGGCGCCACGACCACGGCCACCGAGCGGGCCAAGACCACGUUACCAAGUGUCCAAGACUUUGACGAUGUAUUUAUGCAAGGGUCCAACUGGUCGUACCUCCCUAUCGAUGCCGCUGUCAAGAUCCAAACGCACUUAGACUCCCCGUAUGGAAUUGCUGAGAUUCUGUAG